This is a messenger RNA of Hansenula anomala, 750 nucleotides long. RefSeq lists its product as uncharacterized. The annotation marks the transcript as partial. The transcript has a single exon. The record is from RefSeq and is a predicted model, not a curated record. Gene Ontology annotation, molecular function: RNA binding. NCBI's taxonomy places the organism in Eukaryota, Fungi, Ascomycota, Saccharomycetes, Phaffomycetales, Wickerhamomycetaceae.
UCAAUCUUAGCAAGCAACAUCCCUCCAGCUGUCUCAAAGGAUAAAGUUCAUGAAUUCUUUUCAUUCUGUGGUAAGAUUGAUCGUAUUGAAAACUAUGAUCUAAGUGCUCAAGAAAACGAAAAAGCUUAUCAAGUCUUUUUUGCAAAUGAAUCUGCAGUCUCCACUGCCCUUUUAUUAAACGGUGCUGAAUUGGGUGGUGCCCAAGUUAAAGUCCUACCUUUUAAUGAUGGUAGAAACCCAACUGCUAAUGACCCUCCAGCUUAUGAUGAACCUUUAUCUAAUAAGCAAUCCCAAUUGAACCCGGUUAAAGGUCCUUCAGACUCUGCAAAAGAGCACAUAUUGGGUGCCCCAGGUGCUGGUUCUGAUGAUAUUGAACAAGAGUCAAAACCAAAAUCUGCAAUCUUUGCUGAAUAUUUAUCCCAUGGUUAUAUAAUUGGUGAUCAAUUGAUUGAUCGUGCAGUGGAUUAUGAUAAACAAAAUGGUUAUUCUGAUAAAUUUAAAAGUUUUUUAAAAGAUUUGGAUGAUAAAUAUCAAAUUCAAAGUACUCAACAAUCAAUUGAUCAAAAAUAUAAAAUUAGUGAGAAUUUGAAUAAAUAUUUUGAAAAAGCUUUGAAUACUGAUGUUGGUCAUAAAUUACAUGGGUUUUAUACAAAUGUGGUUGCGGAAUCAAAAGAUGUCCAUAAUGAAGCUAAAAGAUUGGCUGAAUUGAAGAAACAAAAUGCAGGUGCAGGUACAACAACAUCAACCACU